UAUAUAUAUAUAAUAUUUUUACGGAAAAAUUGUUUUAGUAAUUUUGAUUUUUGCGGGUGCUAUAUUGACCAAUCAAUAUCGAUCAUUUAUAUGAUUGGUUACGUUGCCUUUCAUACCGCUCAGGCUCAACAAGUAUUGCCGCGCGAAUGCCGUAACCUAUUCACGUGUUCACGUGCUGUGCUGUCUUGUGUCUCGUGUGUGCUGCUAUAAAACAGUGAAAAAUGGAUAAUGAAGAGAAACCGGAUAUACUGUCGUGCCAAUACAAUGCCUUUUACGGGAAAAGUUGUUCUAAUAACGGGAGCUAGCUCAGGAAUUGAAGCUGCGACUGCUAUCCACCUGGCUUAGCUUGGUGCAUCAUUGUCGAUAACUGGACGUAAUAAGGAUAAUUUAAACAAAGUAGCCGAACAAUGUGGACAGUGCAAACCGUACAUUGUGGCGAGAGAAUUAACUAAUGAGAAAGAUGUACAAAAUAUCAUUGACUCAACGAUCAAGCAUUAUGGCAGAUUAGAUAUUUUAAUUAAUAACGCUGGAAUUGUAGAAUUCACUAUAAAAUCUACAAGCGUAGAACAAUACGACGGAAUCUUUAAUGUAAAUGUUCAUUCGGUAUAUCAUCUGACUAUACUGGCAGUGCCGCAUCUAAUCAAAACAAAGGGCAAUAUCGUCAACGUUUCUAGUGUAACCGGAUUGCGAUUUUUUCUAGGUAUCCUAGCUUAUUGCAUGAGUAAAUCAGCUUUGGAUCAAUUUACACGUUGUAUCGCUUUGGAAUUGGGACAGAAACAGAAAAAUCACCAUGGUGCUAGGCUGGCGCUAACUUACUUGCCCCACUGCCUGAUAAGGAGCUAGUAUGGCAUGCAGACUAGCGCCAGACACAAAAUCAUCACAUUCUUCCAGUCUAAUACCCGACUUAAUCGACUAGUCAGGCGUUAGCUAGCUCUAGUGUAGUGCUAUCUAGCCGUGGUGUGGCGCACGGUAGUUCUGAUGUUGUACUAUCUAGCCAUGAUGUGGCGAUAGCUAGUUCUCACGCAGUUCUUAUUUUUAUAAUCGACAUCCAGAUGUUAAAAAUAAAAUUUAA
Molecule: messenger RNA, 1072 nt
Organism: Linepithema humile (Argentine ant)
Lineage: Eukaryota; Metazoa; Arthropoda; Insecta; Hymenoptera; Formicidae
Source: RefSeq, a predicted model, not a curated record